GAGCUACGUGCUCGAUUUUUAAAUUACUUUGAGACGCAGCAACAUGUACCCAUCAAAAGUGCCAGCUUGGUUCCUCAUAAUGACAAGAGUCUGCUCUUCACAAAUGCAGGAAUGGUCCCAUUUAAAGAUUUUUUUCUCAAACCAGACACAGCACCCUUUAAAGCUGCAACAAGUGUUCAGAAGUGCAUGCGUGCCGGCGGAAAACACAACGAUCUUGACAAUGUCGGCUACACUGCUCGACAUCAUACUUUUUUUGAGAUGCUGGGAAAUUUUUCAUUUGGACAAUAUACUAAAAAAGAAGCCAUUCGUUAUGCAUGGCGCUUCCUUGUCGACGAACUCAAGCUGCCUUUAUCCCGUCUCAGAGUCACUAUUUUAGAAGGAGACGAAGAAGGUUAUAAGCUUUGGAAAAACGAGGGAUUGAGUGAUGAUAUGAUUGUACGAUGUGGAGAAGAAGAUAACUUUUGGAGUAUGGGAGAUGGCGAAGGACCUUGUGGCCCGUGUACUGAGAUCUUUUGGGAUACCCAAGAUGAUACCCUAGACGAAAGGUGGCUUGAGAUUUGGAACCUUGUUUUUAUGGAAAACUAUCGUGAGGCCGAUGGAAAGCUUACGAAAUUGCCUAUUCCCUGUAUCGAUACUGGCAUGGGACUAGAGCGAAUGGUGUGCGUCCUUCAGGGCAAGAAUAACAACUUCCAAAUCGAUCAAUUCGAGACAUUGAUUGGAGGCUUGAGACAAGUGAUGAAAACCCGUGGAAUAGAGGUACAGCUUAAAGCAACAGUAGAAAUAGAUUAUUUGAUUAUCGCUGAUCACUUUAGAGCCAUGUGUUUUUUGAUUGGAGAUGGCGUGGUUCCAAGUAACGUUGGGCGAGGUUAUGUUUUGCGCCGCAUUAUUCGUCGUGCACUUCGAUCGGCUCGCCAGUUAGGGAUACACGAGCCUUUCUUGACUGAUUUGUACCCGCAUCUGUUGGCCGGAUUCGAAGAUGGUUCUUAUCCUGAACUUACAUCCAGAGCCUCGUCUAUCCGUAGUGUAGUAACUAACGAAGAGCGAUCAUUUUUGGCUACUUUGGACCGAGGAAUGGCUCUUCUUGAAAACGUGUUUAGCCAACCAGAUCUCCAAGGAUCUAAAGCAAUCCCUCCCGCAAUCGCAUUUCAACUUUAUGAUACCUUUGGCUUUCCGUUCGACUUGACUUUGAUUAUUGCUAAAGAAAAGGGCUGGACAGUGGAUAUUAAAGCGGUAGAAGCGCUUCAAGAACAGCAGAAACAACUGGGAAGAGAGUCUUGGAAGGUCGAUGCAAUUACUAACAAAGCUAGGCUGGCAGGUAAAUAUCAUUCUAACUUUACCAAAAAAUGGCGUAACAAAAAUAUUAUGCCGAAAUUCAGUGGAUAUGAUCGUUCCAUGUUGCAUCAAACCUCUGAGAUUGUUGCAGUCGAACCUGUAAUGGAAGGAAAGAAGAUGACAGUCAAUAUUGCUAUUGAUCCUUGUCCGUUUUACGGUCUUGGUGGUGGACAAGUAGCUGAUUCAGGUUAUAUUACUCUUGCAAAUGGGCAGCGCUGGGAUGUUACAGAUGUUUUCCAGCCUUAUGAUGGUUGUCUAGCUCUCAAGUUAACUCCUGCCAAUAUUGCCAAGGAUGAAACUAUUGAAUCUCUUAUUAAACGAGACCAAGAAUUCUUCCAGGGAGCUGAAGUACAUCAUACCGCGACACAUGUGCUCAAUGCAGGCUUAAGAUCAGUCCUCAAGACAGAUAUUGUUCAAGCAGGAUCUACUGUGGAAACCCAGAAAUUACGAUUUGAUUUCACUUAUGGAAAACCAUUGACACCUUCUCAACUGCACUCGAUUGAAGAAUGGGUCAACGAAGCUGCACUUAAUGGUGGUGCUAUGUCUGUUAAGCACAUGAAACUGGCUGAUGCUAUGAAAAUGGGUGCUGUUGCCACCUUUUCUGAAAAAUAUGGAGAGGAUGUCCGUGUAGUAGAAGUAGAAGGUGUAAGCAAGGAACUGUGUGGUGGUACACAUGUAGAUGAUAUCCGUAAACUGUACCCAUUCAAGAUUCUAACAGAAACAUCGGUAGCCGCAGGAACACGUCGCAUUGAGGCUGUGGCUGGGUUGUCUUGUGUGAAAUGGUAUAGAAAGGCUUAUGAGCCUGUACCUGAGGUG
Messenger RNA from Phycomyces blakesleeanus NRRL 1555(-), 2148 nucleotides. RefSeq lists its product as hypothetical. The transcript is spliced from 14 exons. Gene Ontology annotation, cellular component: mitochondrion; cytoplasm. The annotation marks the transcript as partial. Lineage: Eukaryota; Fungi; Mucoromycota; Mucoromycetes; Mucorales; Phycomycetaceae. Gene Ontology annotation, biological process: alanyl-tRNA aminoacylation; tRNA modification. Gene Ontology annotation, molecular function: aminoacyl-tRNA deacylase activity; alanine-tRNA ligase activity; ATP binding. The record is from RefSeq and is a predicted model, not a curated record.